This is a messenger RNA of Colletotrichum lupini, 2010 nucleotides long. RefSeq lists its product as uncharacterized. The record is from RefSeq and is a predicted model, not a curated record. Bases 1 to 2010 code for a protein of 669 amino acids. The transcript is spliced from 8 exons. NCBI's taxonomy places the organism in Eukaryota, Fungi, Ascomycota, Sordariomycetes, Glomerellales, Glomerellaceae.
AUGGACCAUGAUCCAUCUCUGGGGCUGCUGCAACCUAACUUCCCAAGACCCAGCCAUUUGCCCAGAAUCAGAAUCAGAUGCCCUGUCCUGACCCCCCUUGGCCCCCUGGCCUGUGCCUGCUCACCCGUUGACCAGGACGAUACCUUGCGUGCCGUUGUCCCUCAGGCACUUUGUCUUGGUCGUACAUUUUCGAACCUUGCAUCCCGCCAUGGCACUGCAGUCACAGUCGGUUUGGCAUGGCGCGGUGCCUUCUGUUACCCAAACAAUGAAGACGCGACGCUCACUCAGUCAGUCAGUCACUCCUUCACUCCUCACUCAGACGGCACCCACCGAGUCCUCAGUCCUGGCCAGCACACAGCGUCCUGUGGCAUUGGUACCGCAACCUGGUUUGCUCCACACUCCAUUCAUCCACCCACCGCCGACGCUCCCUCCCUAGCACAAAAGUCCAGAGUCUGGUGGGCUAGAGUACCAGCGAGGCGAGGCAAUCAACCACUUAUCCACUUCCGCAUCCACAUCCACACCCACCGCUGCUUUGCCCACACGCACACCAGCGCUAUCGACAAGUCUGUCCCAUGCUUCACUCCUCCCAGACUCCCAGUGCCUCCCUCCUCUUCCUCUCCUCCCCCCAUAUGGACGGAAUCAGCCGCCUCGUCUGCUUCGACUCUGAAAUGCACGACGCUCCGAGCCCGCUGGCCGCCCCCCUUACCAUCUAGUGUACCUAGAAUCCCAGACACCUUCUUCGUUCCCAUACUAUGCAGUCCGCACUCACCUCAGUUACGGAGCACACACCCAUACCGGUACCCCAUGCGCUCACACGAAGAAAGACGGAAACAGUACGUACCACCCCUGGCCAGCCACGCCUGGGACGCCUGCCGCCUGCGCUGGCUGCGCGGAUACCUCCCAUCAACAUCCCAUCCUCCACCCAUGCAAGCAACCCGCGCUCGCAGCCUUUUGAUGAUGCCCACACUUAUGGGAGGCGUUCUUCCUGGGCCCGUUCCCACACCCUAUCACACCGACACCUUUCUGGACGACUUGUCGAGACAAAUGGCCAUCUCCCAGGCUUCACGGAGACUAUCUCGAGGCUCCAACGGACAACGCAACGCAGGAGCUAUGCGUGUAGCCAAGCCCACCAGCGCCAGCAACAGCCCGAGAUCAGCAGCAGCCAUGCAGGCAAGGAGGAGGACUGUGGUGAACGAUGGAAACCUGGCGAGGCGGAGGCAGCAGCCCAUGGACCAAGUCCCGAUGCCCGACUAUGGAUCUCAGUCACGACCGAGUCGUCCCCUCAGCUGGCACCCUUCGACCUUUCAACAACAGAAGAUGGCCGUCCCUCAAAGCAUGGCACAAUACCCAUUCCCUCCUGUCACGUCGGCAUAUGACACGGACAGCUACCACGUAUACCAGCAAUUCCCACCAACACCGGCAGCCUACUCGUGCAACACCUCACCUGUUGCCUCAUUCUCCCCUUUGUCACUCCCUUUUGGAGGAUAUGAUGGGUCCAACUACCUGCCUGUCGAGGGCUGGAACGUGCCUCCUCAAGCACCACCGGCCUACGUCUCUUCAGACAACACUGGCUACGCUGAGCCUUUCCCAUCUCUACCAACUACGCUCCCGGAUCUUACGCCGUCUUCCACCUCGACACAAUGGAAUUCGCACCAUGUGCACGGCUUCACUAGCACUUCUCCGCCCACCCCCGAAACGCUGCCGCAGGCCCAGCAGCCCCAACCUAUCGUCCCGAAUGAGGACACUAUCCCUUAUCAACCCCUCGACGAGCCUGAGGAGGAGGGAGAGAUCCUUGUGGGCAUGGGACUCUAUGACGCUCCCGACAAGUAUGAUCAGGACCCGCAACUCGACACGUCUCGCUCUGCCAUGUCCUCGCUGCUGGGCGUUUCUUUCCGCCCUCUGGAGGGUACGGGUAAGGGCCUGAAGCUUGAGGAGUCGUGGCAGCCUCCUGAGAGCGAUGACGAGGAUGAGGAUGAGCAGGACGAUGCUGAUGGCGAAGACUCGGAUUAA